Molecule: messenger RNA, 2592 nt
Organism: Mercenaria mercenaria
Lineage: Eukaryota; Metazoa; Mollusca; Bivalvia; Venerida; Veneridae
Exons: 3
Coding region: 1410-2171 (253 amino acids)
Source: RefSeq, a predicted model, not a curated record
GGAAUAAUAGAAUGAAAUGUAAUCGAUUAAACAUGUUAUAAAAUAAUAAGACGAAUGUUUGUAUGAAUCGUUUUCAAAUAAGCACCUCCUGCAGCCAGCUUUGAUUGUUUAAUUGUUAUAAAAUCUAUUUCAUAGGUCAUGUAUUUUGGAGUUAAUUUGAUGUUAAUGCACAACACAAUAAGCAGCAUUUUUUAAAAGUAUAACAACUCUUAUUCGACAUUUUAUGUGUUUAAAAGUCUAUAUCAUUUCAAUUUCCAAGGAUUAUUUUUUUAUAUUUGGCUUAAAUGAAAGGUAUCUAUAUUUUUCAACGUUAAAGAAUGGAUGACGUUUCGGUGUUUAUCUGUUUGAAGGCUUAAUAUAAUUUAUAAUGCGAAGGGAUUAUCUUUCGGUCAAAGAUCUAAAACUGUGGUCAUAGACUACGGAUUAAUGUCACAAUAUGCAUAAUAACAUUCUAGUUUCUACGUUCUUUUCCUUAGUUUCUGUAAAUUUACGUAAGUUUUCGUCAUAACAACUUUGUGUAGAAAGUAAACGUGCCAAAAAUAAUUUACAUUUCAAUAAUCGGGAGAAGUCGGUGCUAAAAACUAGGAAAUAACACAUCAAUAUCAUGUCAAAAGGACUGGACAUUAUAAAGAUUGAAAAUAUUUUUCUAAAGGGACAAUAUUGUUUUAGACUUAAAAACGAUAAAAGGAAGUGGAUAAUUUUCUCACGAUGUGUUUGGAUAUUUGAUGUUGAAAAAUAUCGGUUGUACAGAUAUCUGAACAAGAACUCGAUUGUGAUGGAUAUUUGAAGCUUGUUGUAAGCAUACUUGAGUACGUUUUCGAGAAAAGUUAUUACUAAAGGUUGCAAAGAAAGUUCUUUCAUUUGGGAACGUAAACCAGCGUAUCAAAAGAUAAAAAACAUCUUAGAUGCCAUAAUUCACGGCGGUUGUCACUUUUGUCGUGAGAGUAUGAAAUAUUAACAAGCGAUCUUGUCGAUAGUUCCUAGGAGCCAAGUUAAUAGCCAUAAUAAUUUGAAAAACAAACGAUUCAUUGAUUCCCUGCUGGUCGUGCUGAAAGUUAAUUAUCCUCAAUUGGAAUUUCAAUACAAUGAUUUUGUGAUAUUUGCAAACAAGACCAGCUAUCUAUUUCCGGUGUAUUCGUAGACCUUUGGGAGUUUUCAUGAUCUGCUGUAAUUUAGUGAAGUGAUUUAAUUGAUUUUCGUAUUUGUCAUCAAUGUUAAACACUUUUAAACAACUGGAUAUUUAUUUUGCAUAAAAUUCUCGUGUGAAUUGAGUUUCAAAGGGUGUUUUUCAUGGAUAGUUUAACCUGUGGUAUUUUUAUUGUCUGAAAAGGAAGGCACAUUUUGGACAAUCUGCUAAAUAAAUAUUUUAUUGCUAAUUAGCACACCAGUUGAAACAAAUAAGAGUCGCGAUGGGUUUAGGCGAGGAAGUGGAUGUCAAAAGGCGAAAAGUGAUUUAUGACGAGUAUACUGGAGGGUUUUAUGCCGAGUCUAAAGUUGAGAGCCUUCAAAGGCAGUGUGAGUAUCGUGCCAAACUGACUGACGUCAUGAACAAGGCGGAAGAGGCUAAAUAUAAACUUGCGUGUAGGCAAGUUAACGCAGAAAAACACAUGUUUCUUAUACGAAAAGAAAAGGCAACUCACAGACAUUCCGAGGCUUUGCAAGAUUACAAAGCACAUAAGAAUGUGUUAGAUAAGCUGGCAAAGGAACGAGAAGAAAUUCACGCGCAGAUGGAAGAUAUUUAUGGUAAAUAUCCUCCAGAUAGUUUAAGAACAAACAUUGAAGAGCUUAUUGAAGGAGAACUUAAGGAGAUGAGACCGGUAGUCAGGCGACGAAGGGAAGCGACGAAACUACUUGGUAGAAGAAAUGAACAGACAGAAAUUGAUAGAACAAUGUCUACAGAGGAUCUGUUCGAUGACUUAAAGCAAAGAAAGAGCCGCGUACCUAGUCCAGUAAAAUCUGCUUCACGGGCCACAGGGUCAGCAACGACAAAGCCGGCAGCAAGACUUAUUCUUCCGGCAAUUACUGUUAGACUUGGAAAUAACAAUAGUGCGACAAAGUCACGUGUCAUAGAACCUGUGUCUAGAAUAAAUGUAAAAUCAAAAUCCACUGACGAUAAUUCUGGAUUUCCAUCAGUUUUUGUAACGGAUCCAAGGAGCAGUGCAUUAGGAUGAUGUUUUGAAAUUAAAGUUUCUUAUUAACGAACAAAAUAUUUAGGAAAUUCGAUAUCAAGCAUUAAGUGAGAAUUGCAAUUGCAAGACCGAUCAUAUGUAAAACUUACUUUGUGUUCAUCUUUUGCAUGGGAAAUUCAAAGACUUUUCUCUUUUAACGUGCUUGACCUACAUUAACAGUAUUAUCUUCGGCUUUAUCCGUGUGUGACGUGCAGACAUUCGUAAUCCUAUUGUAGAGCUUUGUCAACUUUUUGUCGGAUAUCAUACAGCAUUAAAGCUUUUAGUUUUGUGAUUUUAUCACAUGUUGAUAAAAAUGUACUUGUGUUUAUUCUGUAAUGAUACUGUCUACUUGUCAUUAAAUUCAAAUCAUCUUCGAUUGAUAAGCUUUAAGGAAUAAAGUUAUUAUUUCUUGAAAGGAAAACAC